CGAUUCUAUCACCGUAGCUCCUGCCAGCAUGGACCGCGGACGAAAAGCUAUCCCCACGCUCAACAAGCACACGGACUCCAAGUACUACCAGCGAUGCCAGGAGAUCCACCGCAACAAGCUCUACACGAUCAAGAGCGCCAUCGACAACAGCGAGCCGCACCGCCCAACGCACCUGCGCAAGAACCUCAAGAGGGAGCAGCUGAAAGAAGAGCGCUACGCUGAGAUCGAGCGUGAGAAUCGCAUCCUGCUGGAGAAGAUGUCGACCAUCAUGCAGGGCGAGACGCUGGACAACAAGAACCAGUCCAUCGUGUACUCACACAGUCUGAACAAGGGCCAGCGCAAGCGCGAGUUGCAGAAAAUCACGUCCGAGAACCAGGCGAUUCUGCGUCGCAUCCAGAUGCGCGAGCCCACAUACGACCACGUGCAGUGGGAGGAAGAUGCCAAGAAGAAUGAACGAUACGCCAACAACAUCCGCGAGUACCCACCGAGUGCUAGCCAAGAACAGCUUGCAGAAAUGCGAACGAUGUCUGCGCAUUCGAUGGGCGGGACAGGCAAGGACUACUACUAAACACUGUAGUUUGCAGGAAGUGUGCUUCAGCUCAAAUAAUCUAUUAACCAAAAUUCUGUUUACUU
Molecule: messenger RNA, 633 nt
Organism: Phytophthora sojae
Lineage: Eukaryota; Oomycota; Peronosporomycetes; Peronosporales; Peronosporaceae
Exons: 1
Coding region: 29-568 (179 amino acids)
Source: RefSeq, a predicted model, not a curated record